AAGUAAUUCGCAAAUAAAGUUUCUUUUUAUUCAUAACUUUAUUCUCUGAAAUUUCGGGUGGAUGUCACUAUGAUUCGUCACUGCUCCAUUUAAUACCCUUUCGUUUGACCUCAUUCAUAAAAAUCUAUCGCUCCUGAGAGCCGGAAAAGCGAUCGUUACGGCGAAAAACUGUCGUAUUAUAUAAAAAGAUAGAUUAAUAAAUUCUUGUUAAUGAAAAUAUCACUUAUGUGACAUAAGUUAUGUCAUGAUAAUAUUAGAUUAAUUUAUCCAGAUGGUUAUUGAUUACGGUAUCUAAGCAACCCCUAACACUUAUAAGUAUUUCGUUUGAUACUAAGCUGUAUGAACAUACUAAUUUCAUAAAGCUUGCCAGUUUCAUUGCGGCCAAUUAACUAUCAUGAGUCAGUACCAUGCGACAUGUAAAAAACCUAAGCGAAUAUAUGAUCCUCCAAUUUCAAAAACAGGUUUAAAAGAAAGAAAGUUAGAUAUUGAUUUAAAUCUAUUUGUUUUGCCCAGAAAACAAAUUGAAAGACCUGAAUUAUAUUACCAGAAUAAACCCUAUCCUUCGACAUCUGGGGUUUCGCAAGGAACUAAACGUAAAAAGAGCGCAAAAGAGGAAACUUUGAAAAAAUCAUAUACACAAUUAAGGAAAGAAAGGGAAGAAUUUCGACGAAAACUGGCAGAAUUAAUUCUGAUAACAGAAGAUGAACAAAACUCAACUGCUACAGAAUUCCCUUCUAAAUAUGAAAAACAAUUUCUUCGUUAUCAUUAUUAUAUUAAAUAUGGUUCUGAUACGAUGAAUGUUUCACCCAUGUCUAAGAAGUGGAUUAAAAACAUACUAAAAUUAGUUCCUAAAAAAAUAAGAAAUAAUGAAGAAAAAUUGAACAUACUUUUUAAGGAAAUACAGGAACUCUAUGAUUAUACUGUAAAAAAAUCUGUAAUUGAUUUUGUGCUCAGAGAUCCUUCAGAUGUCUUAUUUUUUGAGUCAAAGACUAAACAUACUAAACAGGUUUUGGGAGAUGUAGGCGAUGCAGCUAUGAAAAAAGGUUUUCAGUAUGGUUCAAGGAAAAUUCAAACUCGUCUUCAUGUUAUAAACCCCUUUCUGGCAAAAGUACUUGACCUUUGGAAUCAUGAAUAUAGCAAUCUCAGGUUAGUCAAUGUGGAACAAUUUAAAAAACAGAAAAAUUCAUUCUCUUUUGAGGAGUUUAUGUUUAGUGUUGGAGAACACGUUGCGAAUAUAAAGAAUCUUCUGGAGAACCAUUGGCUCCCAAAACUUCAGGAACUAUUUUUAAAAGAAUAUGGAAGUGGUAAUAUACCAUCAUCAAGCCAUAAAAAAACAAUGCACCAUUUUUAUGAGUGCAUUUCUACUUUAAUGUCGUACCAGUUACAAAUGUUGUGUCUCAAUUCAGUUGAGGAUUAUACAAAUUUCAUAUGUGACAUUGGAGGUAAAAAUCCUGGAUUCUUAGUGGCUCUAAAUCUUAAAAACAAGAGGAUACAAUUUGAACCAAACUUUGAUAAAUUUAAUAGGGCUAUAUUAGAUGUGUAUGAUUUGUUGGUAUUGGCUAUAAAAAGUGUUCCUCGUCUUGAAUACAUUCUUUAUAUGGACAUGACUCUACCCCCUACAUAUUUAAUGCCUGAAAUACCUAGUGAUAUUAUUAAUGAAAAGAAAGAAACUGUACUAACUUUAUUAGAAGAUCAGAGAAUCGGGCCAGAAUUAAGGGUCCAUGAUUUUGACAACUAUAUUGACUUGAUCAAUGGCGAUGCUGAAAUAGCUGUAAAUAAAUUCAUUGAGGAUAGCCAUACUUUUGAAGAAUAUAAAAGUUUUGUUUUGAAACUUAGUAAUCUCUAUUUGGAAAUUCCCUGUAAAAUAGAAAUGCAAAUAGAAAUGGGAAUGUAUAAAGUGCAAAGAGAAGAACUGAUCCAAUCAGUCAUGCAUUCAGCAGCAAAACUAAAAGAGAAGCUAAUUACAAAACUUAUUUCUGAUUACCAAGUCCUUUGCAAAAAUUUAGGAGAUACUUAUCAGGCUAUAAUUGAAAAACUUCUGGCAACACCUGCUAAUACUGCCGAAUUAAUGAAAUUAAUAGCUUAUGCCGACGAAGUUAAGAACAAAACCUUACUAGAAUUGGAAGAAAAACUUAAAAACAUCAUGGCCUAUAUUAUUUUUCUUUCAGACCAUAUCCCUUUAAACCCAAUGGAAAUCAAACAGAAUUCUGUUACAUUUUUACUGUACUUAAAGAUGGCUGAAGUGUUAGAAAUGAAUAAGAGUCGUGUUGAGAAGAAGAAGAUUGAAUUUCAAACCUAUCUUAAGGAUCGUAUCAAGGAAUUUGUUGAUGACUUAGAUGCAUGGAUGAAAGAUGUGGAUUUAUUGGAAACUUAUGGGAACAUUGAAGAGUUGGCAACAUACCAAGCUAAAGCUGCAAAUCUUGAAGCUAAAGUACUUGGAGCAAUAACAACUAUCGAUAAAUUUAAUGAAGAAGAAAAAUCUUUUAAUUGGGAAGAAUCAUUUUACCCAAAACGUAAACAGAUUGCCGACAAACUUGCUCCUUUCAAGAAACUUUUUGACAAUGCUUUGGAAUUCACUCUUAAGCAUCAAGCUUGGACCACUUCACGAGUUGGAUCACAUGAUCCUGAUGAAAUUGAUCAGGAUACUGGAACAUAUUUCAGGAAUAUUUAUAAGCUGGAAAAGUUUUUUAGUGAUUUACCAGAGCCUAAAAGGCUUGCUCAAGCUGUUCGAGAAAGAAUAGAAGAGUUUCGUGAACAUAUGCCUUUAGUAAUGACUUUAGGAAACCCUGGCUUAAAGGAAAGGCAUUGGGAAAUGAUUUCAGAAAUUGUCGGUUUCCCAAUGGUUCCAGACGAUGACCUAACACUUGCAAAAAUUUUUGAAUUUGGUAUUGAAGAAUAUGUUAGUAAAUUUGAAACAAUUAGUGAUGCAGCUACAAAAGAAAAUAAUCUGGAAAAGGCACUAGCGAAGAUGGUUAAUGAAUGGAUGGAUAUGCAAUUUUCUGUUCUGGAAUAUAGGGACACUGGAACAUUUAUUAUUAGUAGUGUUGAUGAAAUUCAGUUAUUACUUGACGAUCAUAUUGUGAAGACUCAGACAAUGAAGAAUUCACCCUACAUCAAACCAUUUGAGCAACAGAUAUUUGCAUGGGAAGCAAAAUUAAUACUAUUACAAGAAAUUAUGGAUGAAUGGCUUAAAGUACAGUCAACUUGGUUGUAUUUGGAACCUAUAUUUUCUUCUCCUGAUAUUCAACAACAAAUGCCUGAAGAAGGAAGAAAAUUUAGUGCUGUUGACAAGAUAUGGAGGGAUAUCAUGAAAACUGUUAGUGGAGACUCUCAUGUAAUGGUUGUGGUUGAUAUAGACAAGAUGUUAGAUAGAUUAAAAAAAUGUAAUUUAUUGCUAGAAGUGAUUCAGAGAGGAUUGAAUGAAUAUUUAGAAAAAAAGAGAUUGUACUUCCCGAGAUUUUUCUUUUUGUCAAAUGAUGAACUUCUUGAAAUUUUAUCAGAAACAAAGGAUCCAACAAGAGUACAACAAUACCUGAAAAAAUGUUUUGAAGGAAUCGCUAAAUUAACUUUUACUGAUGAAUUAGAAAUAACACACAUGAUAUCUUCUGAAAAUGAAGUUGUUCAUCUUGUUGAUAUAAUUAGUACUGUACAAGCACGAGGGCAAGUUGAGAAAUGGUUAUUAGCAUUGGAAGGAGACAUGAAAAAAAGUGUUCAUCAGGUUCUAGCAGAUUCCCUUUUAGCCUAUCCUAAAAAAGCUCGCCAUUUAUGGGUAAUGGAUUGGCCCGGGCAAGCAGUUUUAGCAGUUACCAGUACUUAUUGGACUACAGAGGUACAUACUGCAAUCCGAAAAAAAGCAAUCACUAGAUACAAAAAUCAGUGUAAUACCCAAAUAGAUAAAAUUGUUGAACUAGUUCGAGGAAAACUUUCUACUCAGAAUAGAACUACUUUAGGUGCUCUGGUAGUAAUUGAUGUCCAUGCUCGUGAUGUUGUUGGGCUGCUGGAAGCUGGAAAAAUUGCAAAAGAUGAUGAUUUUCAAUGGCUUUGUCAACUUCGUUAUUACUGGACUGAAAAUAAUCUUACAGCCUCAAUGAUCAAUUCUUCUUUGAGGUAUGGCUACGAAUAUUUAGGGAAUUCCCCACGUCUUGUUAUUACACCAUUGACUGAUAGGUGCUACAGAACAUUGUUUGGUGCUCUUCAUUUGCAUUUAGGGGGUGCCCCUGAAGGCCCAGCUGGGACAGGAAAGACAGAAACAACAAAAGAUUUAGCUAAAGCAGUUGCCAAGCAGUGUGUUGUAUUUAAUUGUUCUGAUGGCUUGGAUUAUAUAGCUCUAGGAAAAUUUUUUAAGGGAUUAGCAGCUUCGGGAGCAUGGUCUUGCUUUGAUGAGUUUAACCGUAUUGAUCUUGAGGUGUUAUCUGUAGUAGCUCAACAGAUUUUGACUAUACAAAGGGGAAUUAUGUCUGGUAACCCAAAGCUGUUGUUUGAAGGUACAGAACUUACUCUGGAUCCAACUUGUGCUGUGUUUAUUACCAUGAACCCUGGCUAUGCAGGACGUUCAGAAUUGCCUGACAAUUUAAAGGCUCUGUUUCGUUCUGUAGCAAUGAUGGUUCCAGAUUAUGCUAUGAUUUCUGAAAUAUAUUUGUACUCUUUCGGAUUUGUAAAUGCAAGACCAUUAGCUGUGAAAAUAGUUGCUACCUACAAAUUAUGUUCAGAACAACUUUCAUCACAGCAUCAUUACGAUUAUGGUAUGAGGGCUGUGAAGUCAGUAUUAAUAGCUGCUGGAAAUUUAAAACUGAAAUAUCCUACAGAAGUGGAAGAUAUAAUAUUGCUGCGGUCUAUAAAGGAUGUCAAUAUUCCGAAAUUCCUAUCUCAUGAUUUGCCUUUAUUUGCGGGUAUUACUUCAGAUUUGUUUCCCGGUAUCACCUUACCACCUCCUGAUUACACUAUUUUGAACAAAGCUUCCUAUCAAGCCUGUGCCAAAGCAAAUGUACAGUGUACUCCUUUCUUUCUUGAAAAAAUUCAACAAAUAUUUGAGAUGAUGAUUGUACGCCAUGGCUUCAUGAUUGUUGGUUUGCCCUUUAGUGGCAAAACCACUGCUUACAGGAUGCUUGCCGAUGCUCUUGAAUUGAUCGAAGAAUGGGGUGAAAUGGAUGAGCAUAGGGUUGAAAUUACUGUUAUCAAUCCCAAAUCUAUAACUAUGGGUCAAUUAUAUGGUCAGUUUGAUCUUGUUUCUCAUGAAUGGUCUGAUGGAGUUUUAGCUGUCAGCUACAGAAAUUUUGCUACUUCUACAAAUCUUAAUAGGAAGUGGUUAGUAUUUGAUGGCCCUGUUGAUGCAGUUUGGAUUGAAAAUAUGAAUACAGUGCUUGAUGACAACAAAAAGCUAUGCCUUAUGUCUGGUCAGAUCAUAGAUUUAGCUCCAACUACAAAUCUCAUCUUUGAGCCAAUGGAUCUUGAUGUCGCUUCUCCAGCUACUGUAUCUAGAUGUGGCAUGAUAUACAUGGAACCUACUGCUCUUGGUUGGGAAUGUCUUGUUAUUUCUUGGAUGAAUAAACUUCCUCCAGGCUUUGAAAUCCAUGUCAAGACUGUUAUUAAAGAUCUUUUUAUGCGAUUUAUUCCUGUACUGUUGUUUUAUUUAAGACGUGGAAAUGCAAAGGAAAUAUUUCCUGCAUCUGAUUCAAAUCUAAUAAAAGGAGUGAUGAAUCUCUUCGACUGUUUUAUGGAUGACUUCUAUGAUGAGAAACACUUGGAAUCCCUUUCUGAUUUGGAUAUUCGUGCUCAAAUGGAGGGUGUUUUUUUCUUCUGUUGUUUAUGGGGAUUGGGAGGAACUCUGGAUACGAAAACUAGAGAAACUUAUUGUGUUUUAUUCAAUGGACUCUUACAGAAACAAUUUCCUCCUGAAGUGCAAAAGACUUUCGGCCUCCCUAACGAACUAGUCACUCAACCAAAGAAAAACUAUAUUUUCCUCCCUCCAUCUCAUGCAAAUUUGUUUGACUAUAGGUAUAUAAAAGAGGGAAAAGGCAAAUGGAAACUAUGGGCAGAUGAUUUAUUAUUGGCACCACCUAUACCACGUGAUAUACCAGUCAACCAGAUUAUUGUAACUACUGUUGAAACAAUAAGAUCUAUGGCAUUAAUGCAAUUAUUGGUUUGCCAUGAAAAACAUUCUAUGUUUGUUGGUUUAACUGGUACUGGAAAAUCAGUUUAUAUAGUGAAUUUUCUUUUGAAAAAAGUUGAUAAUGAGAUUUACAAGCCAUUAUUCAUUAAUUUUUCAGCACAAACAACAGCCAAUCAAACUCAAGAUAUUAUCAUGAGUAAACUUGACAAACGAAGGAAAGGUGUUUUUGGGCCUCCUUUGGGUAAAAAGGCUGUUGUUUUUGUUGAUGAUGUGAAUAUGCCUAUGAAAGAAGAAUAUGGUGCUCAACCUCCAAUUGAACUCUUGCGUCAGUGGCUUGAUCAUUGGAUGUGGUAUGACAGAAAAGACAUUUCUGCCAUCAAGCUAGUUGAUAUUCAGUUGAUGACAGCCAUGGAUCCUCCAAGUGGUGGAAAAUCAGUAACACCAAGAUUCUGGCGUCAUUUUAAUAUUACUGUUCUGAAUGAGUUUACUGAUGAAACAAUGGUGAUGAUAUUUAGUAAAAUUAUGUUAUGGCAUCUUGAUACCAGGGGUUUCAGUAAAGAAUUUGAUCCUUGUAUUGAUCAAAUUGUUGGAGCUACCCUUUCUGUAUACAAAUUAAGUUUACAAAAUCUUCUUCCAACACCAGCCAAAUCUCAUUAUUUGUUUAAUUUAAGGGAUUUCUCCAGAGUUAUUCAGGGUGUAUUACUCUCAGUUCCUGAAGCCAUGGAAGACCUUAAGGCAAUGAAACGACUGUGGGUCCAUGAAGUUCUUCGUGUAUAUUGUGAUAGACUUGUUGAUGAUCAUGAUAGAAACUGGCUUGUGAGUACUUUGCAUGAUGUUUGUCAUAAUCAUCUGUUAGAAGAUAUGAAUGAACUUCUCGCCCAUUUAUGUACCCCGCCAGAAACUGAGGUUACUGAAACUGACCUUAGAAAACUUAUGUAUUGUGACUUUGCAAACCCUAAAGCUGAUCAGAGAAAUUAUAUAGAAGUAAAUGAUUUUGUAACUCUUACAGAAAUUGUUGAAGGAUACCUGAAUGAAUACAAUAAUAUGAGUAAAAAACCUAUGAAUUUGGUUUUGUUCAGAUUUGCUAUUGAACAUUUGUCUCGGAUCUGUCGCAUAAUGAAACAACCUAGAGGUCAUGCACUUUUGGUUGGUGUUGGUGGUUCCGGAAGGCAGUCCUUAACAAGGCUUUCUGCUCAUAUUUCAGAAUACGAUCUCUAUCAGGUGGAAAUUUCUAAAGCAUAUUCUAGUAAUGAUUGGCAUGAAGAUGUUAAAAAUAUUUUAAGAAAAGGAAGUGCAAGCGACCAGCAUGUCGUGUUGUUAUUCACUGACUCACAGAUUAAAGAGGAAUCUUUUGUUGAAGAUCUUAAUAAUUUAUUGAAUUCUGGUGAAGUUCCUAAUAUUUUCAACAUGGAUGAGAAAAUCGAAAUAUGUGAAAAGAUGAGACAAAUUGACAGACAAAGAGAAAAGUCACAACAGACUGAUGGAAGUUUAGUAGCAUUAUUCAACUUCUUUUUACAAAUAGUAAGAGAACAGUUACAUAUAGUUCUUGCCUUCAGUCCUAUAGGAGAUGGAUUUAGAAAUCGUUUAAGAAAGUUUCCUGCAUUAGUGAACUGCUGCACUAUUGAUUGGUUUCAGACAUGGCCUGAAGAUGCUUUAUUAGCUGUAGCUAAAAGAUUUCUGUCUGAAAUCAAUUUGUCUGCGAAAGAACGAGAAGCCUGUAUUGAUAUGUGUCAAGAUUUUCAUAUAUCUACUCAAACACUCGCUGAAGCUUAUCUUGGACAAACUGGAAGGCACACAUAUGUCACUCCUACUUCCUACUUAGAGCUUAUAAAUACUUUCAAAGAUCUUAUUGGAAAAAAAAGAAAUGAAGUCAUGGUUGCUAAAAAAAGAUAUGAAGUAGGCUUAGAAAAACUUGCAAGUGCUGCUGCUGAAAUUAGUAUCAUGGGUGAAAAUUUAAAGAAAUUACAACCAGCUCUUCUGCAAGCAGCUGAUGAUGUUCGACAGACUGUUACAAAAGUCGAUAAAGAGAAAGAAGAUGUCGCUAAAGUUGAAGAAGUAGUAAAAGGAGAUGAAAAAGAUGCCAAUGCUCAAGCUGAAGCUGCUCAAGCUAUAAAAAAUGAAUGUGACGAAAAUCUUGCUGAAGCUAUGCCAAUAUUGGAUGCUGCGUUGGCUGCACUGAAUACUCUAACGCCUGCUGAUAUUACAGUGGUCAAGAGCAUGAAAAAUCCUCCUCGAGGCGUUAAACUUGUGAUGGAGGCAAUAUGUGUGAUGAAGGAUAUUAAACCAGACAGGAUUCCGGAUCCAGACGGUUCUGGUAAAAUGGUUGAAGAUUAUUGGGGUCCUUCUAAAAGGGUUCUUGGCGACAUGAAAUUUUUGGAAGGUCUGAUUAAUUUCGACAAAGACAAUAUUCCUCCACGUAUUAUGAAGAGUAUUACAGAUAGGUUUCUCCAUAAUGCUGAAUUUGAUCCUGAUAAGAUUAAAACCGCAUCAACUGCAGCUGAGGGGUUAUGUAAAUGGGUUAUUGCAAUUUCUAAGUAUGAUAAAGUUGCUAAAGUUGUGGCUCCUAAAAAAAUAGCAUUAGCUAAAGCAGAAGAGGAAUAUAAAGUUGCUAUGACUGCUUUAGAAGCUAAACGAGCCCAAUUGAGAGAAGUUCAAGCAAAACUUGCCAAACUUCAAGCUGUUCUGGAAAGCCAAAAGUCUAAACUAGCUGCACUUCAGGCAGAUACAGAUCUAUGUACCCUCAAACUUCAGAGAGCACAAGAAUUGUUGGGAGGUUUAGGUGGAGAGCAGACAAGAUGGCGUCAUACUGCUGAAUCAUUGGGAAAAAAAUAUUAUAAGCUCACAGGUGAUGUUUUAGUGGCUUCAGGAGUUGUGGCAUAUCUAGGCCCUUUUACAACACAGUUUAGGGCUAAUCAAAUUGUCGAUUGGGUAGAAAAAGUUAAAUCUUUCAAUAUUGUUUGUUCAGAUGAUUUUUCAGUUACCAACACUCUUGGCGAACCUGUUGAAAUCAGAGCUUGGAAUAUAUUUGGAUUACCAAGUGAUGCGUAUUCAGUAGAAAAUGGGAUUAUUGUCAAAAAUGCUAGGAGAUUCCCUUUAAUGAUUGAUCCACAAGGACAAGCUAAUAAAUGGGUUAAAAACAUGGAAAAGUCUAACAAUUUAGGUAUUAUCAGGUUAUCACAAACUGAUUAUGUUAGACUUCUUGAAAAUGCUAUUCAAUUUGGACAGCCAAUUCUUUUAGAAAAUAUUGGUGAAGAGCUAGAUGCACUUUUAGAACCACUGUUACUGAAGCAAACUUUUAAAGCUGGAGGAGCUUUGUGUAUUAAAUUAGGAGAUUCGAUUGUUGAAUUUUCUGCUGAUUUUAGAUUUUACAUUACAACUAAAUUACGUAAUCCUCAUUAUUUACCUGAAAUAGCAGUUAAAGUUACUCUUAUUAAUUUUAUGAUUACUCCUACGGGGUUAGAAGAUCAGUUGCUUGGUAUUGUUGUUGCUAAAGACAGGCCUGAUUUAGAGUCUGAAAAAAAUCAGCUGAUUGUUUCUGGAGCGGAAAACAAAAGAAUGCUAAAGGAAAUUGAGGACAAAAUCCUUGAAAUUUUAUCAUCAUCUGAGGGUAAUAUUUUGGAAGAUGAAAAUGCAGUGAAUGUGUUAAGUUCUUCAAAAGUAUUAGCCAAUGAAAUAGCUCAGAAGCAAGCUGUUGCUGAAGUAACAGAAAAAUCAAUUGAUGCUACUCGAAAACAAUAUGAACCAAUUUCUGUUUACACAACAGUACUAUUUUUUAGUAUAACUAAUUUAGCAAAUAUAGAUCCUAUGUACCAGUAUUCUCUUGUUUGGUUUGUCAAUCUCUUUAAAAUGGCCAUUGAUAACACUGAAAAAUGUGAUGAUGUACCAAAAAGAAUAGAAGAACUAUCCAAAUAUUUUACUUAUUCCCUUUAUGUAAAUAUAUGUAGAAGUCUGUUUGAAAAGGAUAAACUGCUCUUUUCUAUGAUUCUUGUUAUUAACUUGAUGUUUAAAAGAAAUGCCGUAUCUUCAGACGAUUGGAUGUUCUUGCUCACUGGUGGAGUUGGCUUGGACAAUCCAUUCCCAAACCCAUCAACAUGGCUUCCUCAAGUCUCCUGGGAUGAAUUAUGCCGGCUCUCUGAUCUGCCUUCAUUUAAAGGAUUGCGAGAACAUUUUGAACAAAAUACAGAUAAGUGGAAGCAACUGUUUGAUUCAUUAGAACCUCAAAAUGUGGACUAUCCUCAUCCAUGGGACACCUCUCUUACACAAUUUCAAAAACUUUUGAUUUUAAGAUGCAUUAGAUCAGAUAAGAUGCUCCCGGCAAUCCAGAUUCUUGUUUCUAGCGAAAUUGGCAAAGCCUUCAUUGAACCCCCCGUAUUUGAUCUCCAGUCAUCAUUUGCUGAUUCUCACAGUUGUAUACCACUCAUCUUUAUUCUGACACCAGGUGCUGAUCCAACAGUAACAUUGUUGAAAUUUGCUGAUGACAUGGGAUUUGGUGGAAAUCGUUUGAAUUCUCUGUCUUUAGGACAGGGACAGGGACCUAUUGCCAUGAGACUUAUAAAUGAUGCCCUAAGAACUGGUACUUGGGUUGUUCUACAGAAUUGUCAUUUAGCAAAGAGCUGGAUGCCGAACUUAGAAAAGAUUUGUGAAGAACUUACUCCAGAUUCUACGCAUCCUGAUUUUCGUCUUUGGCUAACUUCUUAUCCUGCUGAUCAUUUUCCUGUUCUGGUUCUUCAAAAUGGUGUGAAAAUGACAAAUGAACCUCCAAAAGGUCUACGAGCCAAUAUAACAAGGUCGUUAUUAAGUGAUCCUAUUGCUGAUGUUGAGUUUUAUGAAGGAUGUAAACAAAACGCACCAUUUAAAAGAUUACUGUUUGGUUUGUGUUUUUUUCAUGCAUUAGUACAAGAGCGUAGGAAGUUUGGACCUCUUGGUUGGAACAUUCCAUAUGAAUUCAAUGAAACAGAUCUAAGAAUUAGUGUACAACAGUUACAAAUGUUUCUAAAUCAAUAUGAUGAUGUGCAAUAUGAAGCUCUAUGUUAUUUGACAGGAGAAUGUAACUAUGGUGGUAGAGUUACUGAUGAUUGGGAUAGAAGAACAUUAAAUACUAUAUUAAGAAAAUUUUAUUGCCCACCGAUUCUAGAUACUGAAAAAUUAUACAAAUUUGAUCCUUCAGGAUUGUAUUACUGCCCAAAAGCAACAUCUUAUGAGGAAUAUCUGAAAUAUGUGAAAACUCUUCCUUUAAUUACUAGUCCUUCUGUGUUCGGAAUGAAUGAUAAUGCUGACAUAAUGAAAGAUCAACAAGAAACACAACUUAUAUUUAGUAGUAUUCUUCUUACACAGGAAACUGCCAAAGGUGGUGCAAGUGCAGAAGGACAGGACAAAGUAGUUUUUGAUGUAUCGAAAGACAUAUUAGGAAAAUUACCUCCAAAUUUUGACUUGGUUCUUGCAUUGGAAAAGUAUCCUACGUUGUAUAAUCAAUCAAUGAAUACAGUUCUAGUUCAAGAGAUGGGAAGGUUUAAUAACCUGAUCACUGUUGUACGAAACAGUUUGCGAAACUUGCAGAAAGCUAUUAAAGGUCAAGUAGUAAUGUCUUUUGAAUUAGAAGCUGUCUACAAAAGUGUUCUUAUUGGAAAAAUACCUGCUUUGUGGAAUAAAGUUUCUUAUCCAUCCCUUAAGCCUCUUGGGAGCUACAUUAAUGAUCUCUUGACUAGACUAGAGUUUUUAGAGAAAUGGUAUCAGCAUGGACCCCCUGUACUUUUCUGGCUCUCAGGAUUUUUUUUCACUCAAGCAUUUUUAACUGGUGCACAGCAAAAUUUUGCUAGAAAGUACAAAAUACCAAUUGAUCUGUUAGCUUUUGAUUUCAAAGUAAUGGUCGAAACUGAGCUAGAUAAACCACCCGAUGAUGGUGUAUAUGUUGAUGGCAUGUUCAUUGAAGGUGCCAGAUGGAAUAUGGAUAUCCAAAAACUCGAUGAAUCUCUACCUAAGGUUCUCUUUGAUAAAAUGCCUAUACUCUGGCUUAGACCUAUAAGAAAAUCAGAUCUAAUAAUGGGAACUCGAUAUAUUUGCCCACUUUACAAAACAGCUGAAAGGAGAGGAGUUCUUUCUACUACAGGUCAUUCCACCAACUUUGUCAUUGCUAUAUUUUUGGCAACUCAAAAAAAUGCUACUCAUUGGAUUAUGAGAGGGGUCGCACUGCUCUGUCAGUUGUCAUUUUAAAAAUACAACUAAUAAAAUAAAUUUGUAAAACCUUGCUUAUGCUUCUUUAGUAGAGAUUUACUCUCUAAAUUUUAUAAUUGUGUUUUAUUUUGUAACCUAAAGUAAAAUCAUUACUUUAUGGAAUUGAAAUAAUUCUCAACAGAUAUAAGAAGAUAAUCCCAGGUCCU
Molecule: messenger RNA, 12486 nt
Organism: Nezara viridula (southern green stink bug)
Lineage: Eukaryota; Metazoa; Arthropoda; Insecta; Hemiptera; Pentatomidae
Source: the annotation of a GenBank genome assembly